Molecule: messenger RNA, 2816 nt
Organism: Brassicogethes aeneus
Lineage: Eukaryota; Metazoa; Arthropoda; Insecta; Coleoptera; Nitidulidae
Source: the annotation of a GenBank genome assembly
CGGGGCUCUACGACCGGCGGGUACCUGCAAAGCCACAGCCGACUCGACUCAGUUUGCAGUCGGUUUAAACUACACAGGUACUACAGUUAAGGUGCACCGCUGCUCUCUGUAUUCGUGGUUCAUAAUACGAAUAACCGAGGUACAAAAAGUUUGGAGCUGCUAUGUUUGUGAGACGGGACUUUUUUGAGGUUUUUGAGUGGGUUUUGUGAGUUUUUUGGAUACCAUCUUCGUUUGAACGAGAAUGUUUUUUCUUCUUGCCUGUCAUCAGACGUCUCUCGAGAAUUUAGUUUUGGAAAUUUGUUGAGAUGCCGCUAUGAACUUGGGCUCUCUGAGCAACAUUUCGUCGAGGAUAGGUCGCCGCCCCAUUAGUAGAUCGUCGACUUUGGCGGCCUUUUCUGACAGCCCGCCCCUGGACGUCGAAGCAACUAAUACAGCUGAAUCCUCGCCCACCUUAGGCAUCGCGAGAUCCCCAAGUUUGACUACUUUGCAGCCCACUAUAAGCCAGCCCAGAAUGGCACAACUGGAGACCUUAGAAGCCAAAAUGGCUAGUAUCGAGGUAUCCCUAUCAAGCACACCACGUCGAAAAAAGAACGGCAGCCUAAGCCUAGGCUCCUCCAUCCGUUCAAUCCCCAAGGAACUAGCAGCUAAAGAACUCGAAAACCUUCGCAACGCCUUGCGCGACAAAGAGAACAUCAUACAGAGCCUGAAGGGCCAACUAACAGUCCCUGGGGUACGCCUCAACGGCAUCAGAAACAACAAUAAUAACAAUAACAGUGGCAAUAUGAAUGGCGGCAGCAAUAGAGAAUUGAGUGAGAUUGAGAAAAAACAGGCUGAGGAUAGGUUGAAUAGGUUGAAGACGGAUGUGGAUAACAAAAGGUUGGCCAUCAAGAAUUUGAAGAUGGCUUUGGAGAGACUAGAUAUUACAGAUAAUAUUGAUGUGAGGAUACAACAAGCAGAGUUGGAGUACCAACUGGGUCGCGAAGAAUUGAAUCUUCUAACGCUUUUAGAAGAAACACGCGCACUUCAGUUUUGUAUUGAAGAAUCAAACAAAAAUUCGUCUGAAGCCCAUACUUUAUACAGAUGUAUAUUUGGAAAUGGUCUUUACUUCCUUCAAGCAAUCGAAGUUGAUUAUGAUGUCAAAAGUCCUAAAUUUGGAGCUGGCCAAAAAGAAACAACUCCAGGACUUUGGAUAGAUUGGGCUUUGGAAGAUACAGGAUUGUGUAAAAAUGAUAGACUGGUCGAGGUAAAUGGCAAAAUAGUGCUGACGAAAACCCGAGACGAUCUCACCCGAUUGCUGGCGGCCGCACCCGAUCAAGCGCAACUUGUCGUGUUGAGAAAAUUGUCGCCUGAAAGCCCGGAAAUCAGCAAUACGGUGCUGAAGAAUGGGCUAAACGAAGUCAACGCGCUCAGAAGUGAGCUUGAAGUGGUACGUGAAAGGGCUGAAGAAGCCCAGAAAGUUAAAGACGGCCUUAGAUCGGACAACAUAAGGCUGACGCAUCGUAUAUCCUAUCUGGAAGAACAGGUAUCUGAACUUCUGAAUAGAAGGCCAUCCGAGGCCGAUAUAAGAAUAGUAACCCCAAAACCGGUGAUUUCAACGGUUAAAACAACACAGAACGUCACCAAUAUAAACAUCACGAGUCAAAAAGAUAUGCAGGUGUUCCAAAAUGCGCAAAGAUCUAAAAGUAGUCUAUCUAACGUAUCGAACACUCAUAUCCCCGCACCGAGUCCACAGCCCGACUUUAACUGCCACAAAAACCACCGGCACAAACACAGACAAGGCAGAAAUAUGUCAACAUCGAAUCAGAAUCUCGAUGAUAAGAAUCACUAUAGAAAGCACAGUCAUCAUCAUCAUCACCGGGAUAAGGAUUACAACAGCGAAACGAAUUCCGCUAUAGACGUGACGAGAUACAACAAAAGAAACAUGGAUAAUAACCACAGGUAUUCCGGUGAUUUCACCAAGGCGAACUCCGAAAGGGAAUACGCCUCGGACGUGAUGGAUCAGAGCUUCAAAAAAGCGACCAAAAUCGUCCACGAAUUGACGAGAAACAGGGACAAUUUGUACGAGAAACACCGCCAGAAAUGCAUAACGGCAUCGGAAAAGUACAACGGAGACAUUCUCAAGCAUUACAACGCACGCAAAUCCACUUCCGUCCUGGAUUUCCGCUCAGAAAUCCACAUCGGUCCGAAAUACUCCGACUCAAAAUCCGUGGAGGAUUUGGACGCAAUAGACACCCCAUCGAAGAGCACCAACAGAAUCUACAAAAAAAUCCAGGAUUGUCGCAGCGUUAAAUCAUUGGAUUUCGACUCGGACUGCAACUCCAUCUCCACAAGGCUCCACAACGGGAACACCAAGAGCGUGGACUACGCGUCGGAGCCCCUGGAAAGCAACAAAAAAAUGUCGUACUAUCAUGGCUACUACAACGACAACCACAAAUCUAGACCCACUCCUCCCAAAAAACCUCUGCGGUUAUCCCUGCACAAAACCCAAAGUUUGCAGUCGGUUGAAACGCCUCCACAGACUCCCCAUGAUUCCCCCACCAAACACGAGUCCAGGAAAUCCUUGAAGAGAAACUACAGAGGAGAAAUACCCAUCUGCGUAACUAUUAAAUCCAGCGAACAAAACGGGGAUUACACGAAUAAUAAAUGGGGCAAUUUUAAGCGAGGCAUCGAGUACUCAGCAGAGAACGGAAGUUGGUGCUGAUAUUUAACCUAGAUGAUAUAUUUAUUAGAUAUAUUUUUACUUUAGUGUUUAAGUUAUUGUACAAAAGUUGCUUUAAAUCCGUACUCAAACGACUGAAUAAAAUUUUAUCAAAGCA